AUGGGUAAUAAAGUUGAGAAAAAUCAUAUUGAUCAAAGUGUGAUCGACAAAUUAAUUGAAGACACAGGUUUGGAACGCGAAGUGAUUAUUGCCUGGAGGAAACAAUUUCUAUUGGCAUGUCCAUCGGGUAAAAUGAAUCGGAAGAAAUUCUACAAAUUUUAUCGUACAUUACGUGUCGAAUCAGACGAGAAGGUCAAAGAGAUAGCCAACUUUGUAUUUGCAGCAUUCGAUCGAGAUGCAAAUGGCAAGAUUGACUUCACGGAAUUUCUUUGUGGUUAUGCGAUAACUUCAUUAGGUACAACGCGACAGAAACUUGAUUAUGUCUUUGCACUCUACGAUAAAGAUAAGAAUAACUCGAUUGAUAGAAAAGAAAUGGUACGAGUUAUUUCGGCUAUGUAUGAUCUCUUAGGCAAAUCCAAAGUUGAUUAUCCACCUGAGCGUUGCGUUGAAGACGUGUUUUCAUUAAUUGAUGUUAAUAAUGAUCGAUCAUUAACCAAAGAUGAAUUUAUCGAUGGUGUUAUGAACAAUCCUUAUCUUUCCGACAUUAUCUCACCAUUCAAUGAAUAA
Molecule: messenger RNA, 567 nt
Organism: Adineta ricciae
Lineage: Eukaryota; Metazoa; Rotifera; Eurotatoria; Adinetida; Adinetidae
Source: the annotation of a GenBank genome assembly